Didymella exigua CBS 183.55 is the source of this 2321-nucleotide messenger RNA. RefSeq names its product phenol 2-monooxygenase. Gene Ontology annotation, molecular function: FAD binding. Lineage: Eukaryota; Fungi; Ascomycota; Dothideomycetes; Pleosporales; Didymellaceae. The record is from RefSeq and is a predicted model, not a curated record. The transcript is spliced from 4 exons. The coding region runs from base 181 to 2187 and encodes 668 amino acids.
CGGCGGAGAAGCUUAUGGCGUGCCAAAUGUAUAUCACGGGCUCGACCUGGGUGGCUGCUCUUGAAGUAGACGUCGACACAUCGACUGUUGUAUUUGCUCUGUCGUGCUGCUUGAUAGUUGCUGCAGGCUGGAUCUUUGGAUCUUGACACACGUUGUUGCAACGAGGACUGAACAGCAAGCAUGGCAGUCACCGAGGCUCUGGAAUCGAACUGCGAUGUGCUCAUCAUUGGCGCCGGGCCAGCUGGGAUGAUGAUGGCAGCGUGGAUGGCGCGUAUGGGCAUCAACGCCCGCAUCGUCGACAAGCGCAGCACCAAGAUCUACGCCGGCCAAGCCGACGGGCUGCAACUUCGCAGCCUAGAGAUCUUCGACAGCUUUGGCUUUGCGGACCGAGCUUGGAAGGAAGCAAACCACAUGAUUGAGAUGUGCAUGUGGAAUCCUGGCGAAGACGGUGUGCUUAGGCGAAGUGACCGUGUUCCUGAUGUGCCAGCUGGACUGAGCAGGUUUACCCAGAUUGUGCUGCAUCAGGGCCGUAUUGAGCGUUUCUUCCUCGAUCAUAUCAAGAAGCACUCCAAGGACAGGCUACGAGUCGAGAGAGCCGUGCUUCCAGAGUCAUUGGAGAUCGAUGAGGAACGCAGUGAUGACUAUUCGGCGGACAACUACCCCAUCAAGGUGCAACUCAGACAUCUGACAGAUGAGGAAGCUGCGCCAGCUCAGGCGAAUGGACCGACUGUGAACGAUGGGCUGUUCAGAAGCAACCUGGUGGACGACGAUACGGAUGACCUAAUCAACAAGGGAAGAGAGAACAAGGGCGGAACAGAGACUGUGAGGGCCAAGUACAUGGUCGGAUGCGAUGGCGCGCACAGCUGGACAAGACGACAGCUGGGGUUCCAGCUCGAGGGCGAACCUACCGACUUUAUCUGGGGCGUACUGGACAUCGUCCCGAUUACUGACUUCCCCGAUAUCCGCAACCGCUGCGCCGUCCACAGCGCUUCUUCGGGGUCGCUUAUGGUCAUCCCUCGCGAGGAGAAGCUGGUCAGGUUGUACAUCCAGCUUACAGAGAUCAAGCCAGAUGCAUCAGGUCGCGCUGAUCGCUCCAAGAUCACCCCGGAGACGAUCAUCAAGGCUGCUCAGAAGAUCAUCGCGCCGUACUCGUUGACGUAUGAAUAUUGCGACUGGUUCACUGCGUACCAGAUUGGUCAGAGAGUUGGGACGAAUUUCGAUCACAAGAACCGCGUCUUUUUGACUGGUGACGCGGUGCACACACACUCACCGAAAGCCGGCCAAGGCAUGAACGUGAGCAUGCAAGACUCAUUCAACCUCGGGUGGAAGCUUGGACUGGUGGUCAAAGGCAUUGCCCAGCCCUCGAUCCUGAAGACGUACCAGUCUGAGCGGCGCAGAAUUGCACAGGACCUCAUUGACUUCGACCACAAGUUCUCGCGGCUGUUCUCUGGACGUCCAGCGAAAGACGUCAUGGAUGAGGAGGGCGUAAGCAUGGAAGACUUCAAGCAGGCGUUCCUCAACGGCAACAUGUUUGCAUCAGGCCUCUCUGUCGACUACGGGACGAGCAUGCUAGUGGCGAAGCCAGGAAGCUCUGCAGACCAGGGAGACGGCACAGAUGUAUCGUCUACGCACCACCAGAAAGUCGUAGGCAGGCAGGAGCUUGCGACCAACAUCAAGCUCGGCAUGCGGUUCCCAAGCUACAAGGUGCUCAAUCAAUCAGAUGCACGGCCAUGGGAAUUCCAGGAGAAGUUGAGAAGUGACGGGCGGUUCCGCAUCGUCGUCUUUGCGGGCAACGUGGUGAGUCCACAGCAGCAGGCGCGUUUGAAGGUAUUCUGCCAGCACUUGACCUCAUCUGGUUUCCUCGCCCCGCACAUCCACAAGAGCGUUGCGCUCUUGACGUGUCACGCCGCGAAGCGCACCGAGGUGGAGCUGCUGCGUGAUUUUCCAGACGUUUUGCAUCCGUUUGACAGCAAAAUGGGCUGGGACUAUGAUUCCGUAUUUGUCGAUGAUGUCAGCUACCACGAGGGCUUUGGCGAUGCAUACAAGAACUACGGGGUUGACAAGGAGAACGGGUGCGUGGUGGUGACACGACCAGAUCAGUAUGUCGGGCACGUGGACUCGCUCGACGAGGAGGGCUUCGUUGGCGUGGAGUCGUAUUUCAGGGGCGUGCUUGUACCGGUAUCCUAGACGAAUGCAAGCGGUAUCCUAGACGAAUGCAAGCGGUAUCCUAGACGAAUGCAAGCGGUAUCCUGGACGAAUGUAAGCGGUAUCCUGGACGAAUGCAACCGGUAUCCUAGACGAAUGCAACCGGUAUCCUAGAC